GAUGACCGGGCUGCAAUGCCACCUAUCCCAACCCCAGCACUAUCUUGUCCUACCCUCCCUCCCACUUUCUCUCUCUCUCUCUCUUAAUCCAGCUUUCACACACCUGCACUCCUCUUCUUGAUGUCUAAGAACUAGUGAGACACAAAACUCUCUUACCUCACUGUCCCCCCCCCCCCCACCUCUCCUGCCCUCACUGGUCUUGUCAUCCUUUCUCCUCCUCCACCUCGCUGUAAGGAAUAGGAGUACCUGUGAGUCAAAACACUGCUGCAGGGGCGACUGAAUACAGUUUUGGAUCUGCUGUAACUCCACAAAUAAUGACUGGCAACCACCGAGCUGCCCCAGCUGCACUGGGCAUCCCUACUACCACAGCUCACAUGCCAAGUGCAACACCCACCCCAGACCAAAAACAAUCUGGAGGCCACAAUCCAAAGAAAUUCAUGAGUGAACUACGCAGCGUCCACAUGCCAUCAUGGGCUGUUGCUGCCCUCUGCAUUGUGAGUUUGAGCUUGGUGCUGACAUGUGCCGUGUGUGUGUGGAAGAAGUGCUUGAAAAAGAAGGACAAGGACAAAGAAAAGGACAAGAAACAUGGAAAAGAGAAGAACAAGGGAGACUUUGACACGGAAAUGAACGCAGGUUAUACCAAGCCACCGAAAAAAGAUGAAGGCGACAAAGAAACAGAGCUGUCAGAUAACGAGCCCAAGGAGCAGGAGAAGCUGGGCCGGCUGCAUUUCACAUUAGACUACAACUUCACAGAUAAUACGCUGGUAGUAGGCAUCCUGCAGGGUGCUGAACUUCCUGCGAUGGAUGUGGGAGGUAGUUCUGACCCUUAUGUUAAACUUGUUCUGCUCCCGGACAAAAAGAAAAAGUUUGAAACCAAAGUCCACCGGAAGACCCUCAAUCCUGACUUCAAUGAGACCUUCACCUUUAAGGUACCGUACACAGAGCUGGGUGGUAAGACACUGGUGAUGACUAUGUAUGACUUUGACCGUUUCUCUAAACACGAUGCCAUUGGUGCUGUGAAGAUACCGAUGAGCAGUGUGGACUUCAGCCAGUCUCUGCAGGAGUGGAGGGAUCUGCAGAAGGCAGAGAAGGAGGAGAGCGAAAAGCUUGGAGACAUAUGUUUGUCCUUGAGGUAUGUGCCUACUGCAGGGAAGCUGACGGUGGUGAUACUGGAGGCCAAAAACCUGAAGAAAAUGGAUGUGGGUGGAUUAUCAGACCCUUAUGUGAAGAUCCACUUAAUGCAAAAUGGGAAAAGGCUCAAGAAAAAGAAAACAACGAUAAAGAAGAACACAUUGAACCCUUACUACAAUGAGUCAUUCAGCUUUGAAGUGCCAUGUGAACAGAUAGAGAAGGUGCAGGUGGCAGUGACUGUGCUGGACUAUGAUAAGAUUGGGAAGAAUGACGCUAUUGGGAAGGUGCUGCUGGGCUGUAACAGCACUGGGACUGAGCAAUGCCACUGGUCUGACAUGCUGGCUAACCCCCGAAGGCCAAUAGCUCAGUGGCAUAACCUAAAAUCAGUUGAUGAAGUCAACACGCAAAUUUCCAACAAGAAAUGAAUCCGUGACCUCUGGGGAGCUAUGAAACCUUGCAGCAUUUACCUCAGCUACUUCCAAUUUAUGUUCCUACCUCUCCUCUAAUUUCCCCUAAAAACCCUUUAAGCUACUUAACUAAGUAAAUCUACCCAAUAACACCCUGUUUUACCCUUGACACUAUUAGAGUCACUCUUACGGACUUUAAGCCUUCAUCCUUCAGUAAUUCUCCCCCUCCCCCUCUGCUUCUGCCUAAACUGCUACAAAGAGUUUUAAUCAGAGAUGUAUCACUAUGUA
Messenger RNA from Larimichthys crocea (large yellow croaker), 1826 nucleotides. RefSeq names its product synaptotagmin-1-like. Bases 315 to 1556 code for a protein of 413 amino acids. Gene Ontology annotation, biological process: synaptic vesicle endocytosis; calcium ion-regulated exocytosis of neurotransmitter. Gene Ontology annotation, cellular component: dense core granule; plasma membrane; synaptic vesicle membrane. The record is from RefSeq and is a predicted model, not a curated record. The transcript has 9 exons. NCBI's taxonomy places the organism in Eukaryota, Metazoa, Chordata, Actinopteri, Sciaenidae. Gene Ontology annotation, molecular function: clathrin binding; SNARE binding; calcium ion binding.